AUGCCAAACUCUUCGGUGGAAGCCUUCCGUGACGCCUUUCGCACCAGCCAGCACAUUAUUGUCAUUGCAGGGGCUGGUCUUUCAGCAGCUUCAGGCAUACCUACUUUUCGUGAUGGUGGCGGCAUGUGGCGCUCCUUGGACGCCACAGCUCUAGCCACUCCCGAGGCAUUCAGCGAGAACCCGUCUUUAGUUUGGCAAUUUUAUCACUACCGUAGGACCAAAGCAUUGGAAGCAAAGCCCAAUCCUGCGCAUGAAGUUAUCGCGAAGAUGUCCGUUCCUUUGUAUAUCAGGAAAGUCGCUCCGGAAGUCAAGUCCUUCCACCUCGUCACGCAAAACGUCGACCGGCUAUCGGUCACUGCCUUAGAUUCGCUUGUCGAACGCCUGACGGCGGACUCCGGUACUGCUCCUGCACGAAAACGUAGCAUCUUCCCAAACUCCAUCCUCGAGAUGCACGGCAGGAUCUUUGACGUGAAAUGCACCGUCUGCGACUACUGCGCCGAAGACCGCACGGACCCUCUUUGCCCUGCCCUUGGCGCGGCUGAUGCAUCUUUCAAAGACUAUCACGAUGCUGGUUCGAAAGAGGUGAACAUCCCGUUAGAUGAGCUUCCACGCUGCCCGGCGUGCGGUGCCCUGGCACGCCCCGGCGUCGUCUGGUUCGGAGAGAAGCCGUACCACUUGGAUGAAAUCAACAGCAUUAUCUACAAGGCUGAUAUGUGCCUCGUGAUCGGCACAUCUUCGACGGUCCGACCGGCAUCGACGUACGCCUACCGCGUGCAGCGCCACGGAGGCAAGGUCGCAGUGUUCAACAAGGAUCCCAGUGAGAAGGAUGAACGGGCGGACUUUGUGUUCGCCGGCGGUUGUGAAACAGUUCUCCCUUCAUUGUUCCCUGAGCUGGUUGAAUGACCACACCCAUCACUUGUGAAGGGGAAGCUGGGCGCCUGGCGUCUUUCUCGAUAGGCUACCUCUAUAUACCUCUUUUCGACACGGAGGAACUUUUGAAAUUGUCAUAGAUCCAGCUUUCAAAACCUUGUCUAUCCAUACGGAGAUGCGAAUGGUC
Messenger RNA from Gloeophyllum trabeum ATCC 11539, 1057 nucleotides. RefSeq names its product DHS-like NAD/FAD-binding domain-containing protein. The transcript is spliced from 4 exons. Gene Ontology annotation, molecular function: NAD+ binding; protein-succinyllysine desuccinylase activity; protein-malonyllysine demalonylase activity. NCBI's taxonomy places the organism in Eukaryota, Fungi, Basidiomycota, Agaricomycetes, Gloeophyllales, Gloeophyllaceae. The coding region runs from base 1 to 903 and encodes 300 amino acids. The record is from RefSeq and is a predicted model, not a curated record.